AAGCAGGAUCGAUGGAUGACAUAUCACAUGUGUUUCAGGAAUUGCCUUGCUGCCCUACUGGGUGUCUUCCUCAGCCUGGACCCUGUCACGUGCCUGGACACAUCACAGUCUCGACCCAACUUCCUCCUGCUCCUGGCAGACGACCUGGGCAUCGGGGACGUUGGCUGCUAUGGCAACAGCACCAUCAGGACCCCGAACAUCGACCGACUUGCAGAAGGUGGUGUGAGACUCACUCAGCACCUGGCGGCUGAAGCUGUGUGCACGCCCAGCCGGGCAGCUUUCCUCACCGGGAGGUACCCCAUCCGCAUAGGCAUGACUUCCGGUAAUGGCCACCGUGUCCUCCAGUGGGCCGCAGGCUCUGGUGGCCUUCCUGCAGAGGAGAUCACGUUUGCAAAAAUCCUGAAGGAGCAAGGCUACGUCACGGGCCUCAUAGGGAAGUGGCACCUGGGUCUGAACUGUCACUCCUCCUCCGACCACUGCCACCACCCACUGAGUCACGGGUUCCAGCACUUCCUGGGCAUGCCGCUGGGCAUGAUGGCGGACUGCACAGGGGCAGAGCCUUCGGAGAAGCGUGUGACUCUGCAGCACCGCCUGCACCUUUGGGGCCAAGUAUCCGCGCUAGCUGCGCUCACCCUGGCCGCUGGGAGACUCACCCGGCUCCUGCGGACACCGCGGUGGAUGCUGGUCCUCGGCCUGGCUGCUGUGGCCACCAUGUUCCUUGCUGCAUCGCAUCACGUAGGUGACCUCAUCAUCUACGCAGAUUGCUUCCUCAUGAGGAACCACAACGUGACCCAGCAGCCCCUGCGCCUUGAGCGGGUUACAGGCCUCAUGCUCCAGGAGGCGGAGACCUUUCUGCAGAGCCACAAGCACCACCCCUUCCUGCUGUUCAUGUCUUUCCUGCACGUGCAUGUGCCCCUCGUGACCACUGCGGACUUCCGGGGGCGAAGCAAGCACGGGCCAUACGGGGACAAUGUGGAGGAGCUAGACUGGAUGGUGGGGCGGAUCCUGGAAGCGCUGGACCGGGAAGGACUGACCGACAACACGCUUGUGUACUUCGCAUCUGACCAUGGCGGCUCACUGGAGUCUCGUGUGGGUCAUGUGCAGCUCGGGGGCUGGAACGGGAUGUACAGAGGCGGCAAAGGCAUGGGCGGCUGGGAGGGCGGCAUCCGCGUUCCCGGCAUCUUCCGCUGGCCCGGUGUGCUGCCCGCAGGGCGGGUUGUGGAUGAGCCCACGAGCAUGAUGGAUGUGUUCCCCACCGUGGUCCUCCUGGGGGGCGGGGCGGAGCCAACGGACAGGGUGAUUGAUGGGAAGAAUCUAAUGCCCCUGCUGCAAGGGGAGACCCCACACUCAGACCAUGAGUUCCUGCUGCACUACUGUGAGGUGUUCCUGCAUGCUGCGCGCUGGGUGCAGCGUGACCGAGGAAGAGUCUGGAAGGUUCACUUCAUGACCCCGAACUUCCACCCGGAAGGGGCAGGUGCCUGCUAUGGCAGCAAGGUGUGCCCGUGCAUCGGGGACGUGACAGAGCAUGACCCACCUCUGCUCUUCGACCUGUCUACAGACCCUGGAGAGACCCACCCCCUGACGCCUGACUUGGAGCCAGAGUUCCACACGGUAGUGGGAAAACUGCGGCAGGAGGCAGCAGGGUACUCACUGAGCCAGGUCCGCCAGCAGCUGGGCUCCAUCUACAACAUCUGGCGCCCAUGGCUGCAACCAUGCUGCGGGGAGUUCCCACGCUGCGGGUGUGACCUUGAGGAGUGACACCCAUAUGACACCCACGUGGAGCCAAGGGGCGGGGCUUCGCACUUCGAGCAACCUCAGAACUGGAAGUUGUAGCCAUUGCAAUGCAUUGUAGGUCCGGGUUUGGGGAGUUCCUGUGGUGAGGUGCAUUGUGGGUGCUGGUGCAGGGUGUUCCACUGGUGCAGGUGUGACCUUGAGGAGUGACGCCCACGUGACACCCUCACAAGACCCCACCCUCUUGAGGCCAAGAGGUAGCUUUGCAUGUCCAUCACCUUCAGAAUUGGAUAUUAAGGCCAUCACAAUGCACUGUGGGUGCUGUUGCCGGAUGUUCCACUUGUGUGGGUACGACCUUGAAGAGUGAUACUCAUGUGAAACCCACUGGGUACUCAGGGUCAGCGUGGGGUGUGACCGAUAGGAGUGAUGCUCAUGUGACACCACGCAGGCUGAGGUGUGGAGCUUUGCCUGUCCAUCACUGUCAGAAUUAUGUCCAUAGCAACCAUUGUUGGGCUUCCUCCAGGUUUGACUCUAGAGUGUUAACAGCCAGCUGUGAUCUGCCUUUUGUGAUUGCUCCCUGGGAGUUUACUAGGGGUGCAAAGGUUAUGCAAAACUUGGUUGGGAAAAACUUGGCAAACCAGGGUGUUCCUUGAUGGAGAAUUUGCAUUGGGCAUUAACCCUUUGAGAUGCUUAGAUAAGAUAUUUUGGGAUGUGGAAAUCAACUUGCUAAAGGUGUAAACUGGAUAACAAUAAAAAAGCCCUUGGCUAAGGGAGAGGUCUCAGUCUGCUAGAGGCUGAGUCCCCCUGCAGCUGGAAAGGUUAAAAUCA
Peromyscus eremicus (cactus mouse) is the source of this 2559-nucleotide messenger RNA. It is a transcript of the gene Arsl, whose product is annotated as arylsulfatase L. Lineage: Eukaryota; Metazoa; Chordata; Mammalia; Rodentia; Cricetidae. The coding region runs from base 16 to 1758 and encodes 580 amino acids. The transcript has 9 exons. The record is from RefSeq and is a predicted model, not a curated record. Gene Ontology annotation, molecular function: arylsulfatase activity.